Molecule: messenger RNA, 2604 nt
Organism: Punica granatum (pomegranate)
Lineage: Eukaryota; Viridiplantae; Streptophyta; Magnoliopsida; Myrtales; Lythraceae
Source: RefSeq, a predicted model, not a curated record
UGAUUAUUAAUUUCUGCUAUGGUACCCUAUCUGCAGCAACGUGACAACCUUGUUUCCUCCAACGGAAAAUAACAAUAUCAUUGAACACCAUUCACCAUAACAAACCAAAAGUCCUUUCUGUCCGUCUCUCUGUCACCAUGUUAGUCCCGAGAGACCCAAGCGAAGGCAGCUGUUCGCCGUCCACUUAAACUUACUGGAAACCUGCAUCUGUCCGCCAGAUGCUCGGCAAUAGUCUCUUGAUGAAGGCUGCCGACACACACCAAAAGAGAGAAACUAGAGGGUACGCAAAAAGGAAAAGGCCAAGAGAAGAUGGGGACGAUUCCGGGCGGACCGAUAAAGGCCUAGAGGAUGCGGACAUGAAAACUCGAACCUGAGCUACCCUCCGAGGCAUAUUAUGUCUUCUUGUUUGGCUAAGCUGUCAUGACCCCAUCUUUCCCUCUCUCUCUCUCUCUCUCUGUAUGAGUUUCUUUCCAGAUCAGAUAUGACAGGAGAGAGGCAAAAAGGAAGAGGUUUGAGUGAUUUCAGGAGAUGGCAAGGGACUUUGAUUUCAAUUACACUUGAUCCCAUCAAUUAUUAUGUCUUCCUAGUGAAGGCCCCUCUCCAACUACACGAACCCCGUUAGAAUCAGGAAAAGAUUCCCUCCGACCGGCCGAUGGCAGCGGUUGAUUGAAGAGGACCCGGCAGGACCUUUUUUUCACACUGCACAAAAUUGUCUUAAGUGGCUGCUGCUGAUAAGAUUAUUCAGUGAAAUCACUGAUAGAGCUCUGUAAUGAGAGUCUGAUUGAUCACUUUUGCCUUUUACCUAUGAAACUUUGACCCCUGCCUUCUCUUUGUAUAAAAGGGCAACCCAUUCAUUCUGCGAACACAACAGUCUUCCUCUGACCCUGAAAGUGAAAAAGCAAAUGAGUUUUCUUCUGAUAUCUCCUCAGAUUCUGACAUCCUUCUGUCUCUCAGAUAUUUCAAACAAUAGCGGGCAUGUCGGGUUCUGUUGUGGCCAUAGCUGGAGGAGUUGCAGGGGCACUUCUUAUUGCGGCCGCACUCAUUAGCCUCAUGUGGUUCUGUAGGUCGAAGCAUCCAAGGAACCGGAACUCGGAGACUGGCUCUUCCGACCCAUCUGCAUUAGCGGAGUGGAAUCGGGGAGGUCCAUCUGGUUCAACUGCUCGAAUAUCUGGGCCGAGGCAGUUCUCUUUGGAAGAGUUGGAGCAGGCUACUAAGCAGUUCGACGACAGCAAUUUGAUUGGAUAUGGAAGUUUCGGCUCUGUAUAUAAAGGCUUACUCCGAGACGGAACUGUCGUGGCCAUUAAAAGGCGUCCGGGAACUCCCAGACUGGAAUUCAUUGCCGAGGUCUCGUACUUGCUGGAGAUUCGGCACCGGACCUUGGUCACUCUCCUCGGAUACUGCAUCGAGAGCGGGUUUCAGAUGCUAGUUUUCGAGUACUUACCGAAUGGAAGCAUCAGCAAUCACCUGUACUAUGGUAUGUUAUCGUUGAUCUUAUACGGCACUAAGUUCCAUUUCUCCUACCUUCAUAUUUCGUUAGCUGUUUUGACAGAAACAGGACAGGAUCCGCCGAUCAAACUCGAGUUCAAGCGAAGAAUAUCUAUUGCUCUUGAUGCCGCUACAGGCCUCUACCAUUUGCACAGCCUCAAACCUCCAUUGCUUCACAGGAGCUUCAAAACGAGCAACGUGCUAGUCGAUGAGAACUUCAUAGCAAAGGUCUCAGACGCAGGGCUGUCGAGGCUGCUCGAGAGGAUAGAAGAGGCCGGCCCAUCUUCUCAAACAUCGGCCACUGCUUUCCAGGACCCAGAGGCAGGAGUGUCGGGAAUUUUUUCGGAGAUGAGUGAUGUGUACAGCUUCGGAGUUUUUCUUCUGGAGCUUGUGACCGGGGUACCAGCUCCUGAUGCAGAAUCACUGGGGCCUCAUCGAAACUUAAUGCAGUGGGUGGAAUCACGACAGAAAUCGAACAACCUAGUGGAUCGUCGACUGCUCGGCACAUUCACAUCGGAGGGAAUCCGGGACUUUAUUAGGCUAGCGCUGCUCUGCAUUGUUCUUCCCGGGAUUAAGCGCCCGAAGAUGGACAUGAUUGUGUUGGAGCUCGAAAGGAUCCGGGAGAAAGAAAUGGCCUUAACCACAUUCAUGGGAGAGGGCACUGCGAUAAUCACCCCGGGCAGCGAGUUAUUUACAUGACAGCUGAAGCGCAUAAAUGCCAAAAAACUUAUGUUGUUCCCCUGUCCAAAUGAUUUAGGGCAAAUUAAACCUCUAAAUCUGCAGGUUGAAGCGUGAAAUAUGCAGCUAUCUCGAAAAGAGAUGGGAGCAGUUUCGGGUUUAUGAAAUUAUGUUCAACAAUUGUUUGGAGGAAUAAAUUCUAUGGAUAUGGAAAAUAACCUCUGUGUCAGAUCUGGUAAGUGUACAGCUGUGGUGUUGUCUGCAAUAUUGUUGUACGACGUUUGAUUGUGAUUUUCAUGAAUUGGCUUAGUCCAGUUUCGGUCUGUUGUCUGAUAAUUCACAGCAAAUGGAAUUUUUUGAACUCUUAGCUUGCUGGUUCGGAGAGAGAUGUCGACAACUUAUUCUUCUUUGUGGCAUCAAAUGAUAUGAUGUAUUUACUCA